AUCCGGCAAGCAGUCGACACAGAUGUAUAACUGAAGUCUGAAGCAUUUCCCACUCCGAGGAGGAAGCAGCGAAGCGAAAAAUGUCAGAUCUGGUCGCGACGUCGCCGUCGCAAGCGCCGAGAUCCGCCACAGACUUCUUCUCGGAUCCUUACGACUCCCAUCCUCUAUGGUUCAAGCCUUCCCUCUUCCUCUCACCUGGCUUCGACUCCGAGUCCUACAUCUCUGAGCUUCGUACAUUCGUUCCCUUUGACACUCUCCGAUCCGAGCUCCGGUCCCACCUUGCAUCUCUGAACCGUGAACUUGUUGAUCUCAUCAACCGAGACUAUGCCGAUUUCGUCAAUUUAAGCACUAAGCUCGUCGAUAUCGAUGCUGCUGUUGUCCGUAUGCGCGCUCCGCUUCUUGAGCUCCGUGAGAAGAUCACUGCAUUCCGUGGAUCCGUGGAGGCCGCACUUUUCGCUUUAAGGAAUGGAUUGCAGCAGCGCUCUGAUGCUGCUGCCGCUAGGGAGGUUCUCGAAUUGUUGCUCGACACAUUUCAUGUGGUAUCCAAGGUUGAAAAGCUUAUUAAAGUUCUACCAAGUACUCCUUCGGAUUGGCAAAACGAGGAUGCGAAUUCCAUUGGAAAGAGCUCUAUGAAUGAUGAGAACUCUACGCAGCAAGAUGGCACAACCAUGAGAGAAACCCAGAGCAUGCUUUUGGAAAGAAUAGCUAGUGAAAUGAAUCGCCUCAAGUUCUAUAUGGCUCAUGCACAGAACCUGCCUUUCAUUGAGAACAUGGAGAAGAGAAUUCAGAGCGCUAGUGUGUUAUUAGAUGCUAGCCUGGGUCAUUGCUUCAUUGAUGGGCUAAACAACAGAGAUACUAGUGUCCUUUACAACUGCUUACGUGCAUACGCUGCCAUUGAUAACACCAACAAUGCAGAAGAAUUUUUUCGUACAACUAUUGUGGCUCCAUUUAUACAUAAACUUAUCACACAUGAAACAUCAACGCAUGCUGCUGGAUCAUCCGGAGAUGAACUUGAAAACGAUUACAAACAGAUCAAGCAUUUUAUUGCGAAGGACUGUAAAAUGCUGCUAGAAAUAGCUUCAACGGACAAAUCUGGCUUACACGUCUUCAACUUCUUGGCCAAUUCAAUCCUGAAAGAAGUUCUUUCGGCAAUCCAGAAAGUCAAACCAGGAGCAUUUUCUCCUGGAAGGCCUACAGAGUUCUUAAAGAAUUACAAGGCAAGCUUGGAUUUCCUGGCAUAUCUUGAAGGUUAUUGUCCGUCAAGGUCUGCUGUAACUAAGUUUCGAGCUGAAGCUAUAUACAUUGAAUUCAUGAAGCAAUGGAAUGUGGGAGUAUAUUUUUCACUGAGGUUUCAGGAGAUAGCUGGAGCCUUGGAUUCUGCUCUUACUUCUCCUUCUCUGGUUUUCAUUCAGGAUUCAGAUCAACAGAGUUUGCUCAACUUAAUUCUCAGACAGAGUGGUACUCUUUUAGAGUGCUUGCGAUCGUGCUGGAAAGAAGAUGUUCUCGUUUUCUCUGCUGCUGAUAAAUUUCUUCGCUUGACCUUGCAGCUUCUUUCGAGAUAUAGCAUUUGGGUGUCAUCUGCUCUGAAUACUAGAAAGAGUAAUGCCAGCCCGAGUCCUGGUUGUGAAUGGGCAGUUUCAGGCAUUGCAGAAGAUUUUGUAUAUGUUAUACAUGAUGUAAAUUUUCUAGUCUCAGAAGUUUGUGGCGAUUACCUUGGACAUGUAUCACAGUAUUUAUCUUCAUGCUCCACUGAAGUUAUUGAUGUGGUGAGGAUGAGCAUAGAACAGGGUGGGGCAUCAUUAGAGAAAGUCUUACCUAUAGUUACCAAGACAAUAAUUGAUGUCAUUGUUGAUAAAUCCGUUGAGGACCUAAGGCAGCUCAAGGGAAUAACCGCUACGUAUAGGAUGACUAAUAAGCCACUACCUGUUAGGCAUUCACCAUACGUCGUCGGGCUACUUCGUCCUGUAAAGGCUUUUUUGGAGGGAGACAAGGCUAGACAUUACUUGACCGAAAAAACAAGGGAGGAGUUACUGCAUGGUACUGUCACUGAAAUUACCAGGCGGUAUUAUGAAUUAGCUGCUGAACUAGUUAGCGUGGCAAGAAAAACAGAGUCAUCGCUUCAGAAAUUACGUCAAAAUGCACAGAGACGAGCAGGUGCAGCGUCAGGUGUUUCUGAUCAAAAUGUAUCUGAAACAGACAAGAUGUGUAUGCAGUUGUUCCUUGAUAUUCAGGAGUAUGGCCGAAACGUGACUGCACUGGGGUUGAUACCGGCAGAUAUCCCGGCUUAUUGUUCCUUUUGGCAAUGCGUUGCACCUGCAGAUAGGCAAAACACAAUCAGUGUUUGAAGAAUCCCACUGCAUUUUUAUACAGCACUGUGGUAUCAUGUCUUAUAAUCAGAAAAAUACUGCCUCUUCUUUUCUUCGCUUGUGUUUGGUUGUUAUAGUUGAUGAGAAGAAGAGGAAGAGAGUUUUUGUUGAAAGAGAGAGGUGUUUUCAGAAGUCUCAUAUUGAGAGAUCAUGACAUAGUGGCAAGCUGUGGCCGGCCAUUCAAAUAUUUUGUAGGACUAUUUCAGUUUCAUCUUUAAGUAUAUAAACAACACGCACCAAAGGGAAUGAAACUUACUUCCAACUUACUGUACUUUAUUUUUAUU
Molecule: messenger RNA, 2650 nt
Organism: Capsella rubella
Lineage: Eukaryota; Viridiplantae; Streptophyta; Magnoliopsida; Brassicales; Brassicaceae
Product: conserved oligomeric Golgi complex subunit 2
Exons: 12
Coding region: 81-2345 (754 amino acids)
Biological process (GO): intra-Golgi vesicle-mediated transport; protein transport; Golgi organization
Cellular component (GO): COG complex; membrane
Source: RefSeq, a predicted model, not a curated record